GUCGGGCAACACUGUGCACCGACCUGCCAAGUUUGCGCAUUUGUUUCAGCGCAAGGUAAUCACUCCGCGUACAAAACACCUUUCAAACACUUAGGCAGCGCAGCGAAAAUGCCGUAAGCAGCUGGGACUUCGUCACGACCACCUGUGCGCAGGGCACCUCGUUCAUAAUGCAGAACGAGCUGUCGGACCUGCGGCAACGUGUCGCGCCAAUGAACUCCAAAGAUGAGAACUCGGCGGGCUCAUUUCAACCUUUCAAAAAGCCGGCUCUCGGCUUGAUCGGCACACUCCUCACGGAACUUCGGCCUGUGAUGAAGGAGCCCGCGGCAAAGAAGGUCGUGUGGCUGAUGGUAGGAAACAUCAUAUGUAGCUCGGUCCUUUCGUACUGGAGUCGAUCUUCUGGAAGUUUAGCGCUCAAUGCUUUUACACAGCUGACACUGUUUGACCUGCUCUGCUUAGGGAAUUGCUUACUGGGCAUGUGGGUGUCUCAACAGAAGCCUGGACCAACCUACAGCUUUGGGUACAGAAGAUGGGAAGCUCUAGCCAUCUUGGCGAGCACGAUACUGUCGCAACUUGGCUCCUUCUUAGUCUUGAAGGAAAGCCUGGAGAGGCUGCUGGACCCAGCUGUCGUGCAUAGUGGCCGCCUCUUGCCAGGUGCGGUGCUGGGUCUCUGCUGGCACCUGCUGGUCCAGCUGAGCGUUCAGCAGCCAUCGCUGGCCAGCGUCCUGCAGGCGUCCAGCUCUAGUUGGCUCCAGGAGCAUCUGUCUGACAUCAGUCGCAGUGUGUGCAGCGUAGUGCCAGGGCUCUCUGGACUACUGCUGCCGCGCCUGAAUCCCAUCCUUCUCCUGGGCUGGGCUGAGGCAUGCCUCCUGCUCCUCUGCCACACACUGCUGCUUUCCUAUGGCUGGCAGCAUGCGGACACGGUGAUAGCUGUUCUUCUUGCCAUCAUGUGCUGUGCUACAAUGUUACCAGUGAGCAUCCACUGCGCCUGCGUUUUGCUUCAGACGACGCCACGUCACUUGCUGGGCCAGCUAGACAAGUGUCUUCGGGAGGCGUCUACCUUGGAUGGUGUGCUGGAGUUUAGGCACGAGCUCUUCUGGACACUUGCUUUUGGCACACUGGCUGGCUCGGUUCACGUUCGUGUCCGGAGAGAUGCAAAUGAGCAGCUUGUUCUGGCACACAUCGUGGAUCGCCUCUCGGGUCUGGUGCCAGAGCUGACUGUCCAGGUAUUCAAAGAUGAAUGGGCCUGGAGUCGAGCAGCUUCGUUCCAUCCAUCGCGAGACCAAGGAGCUGGGCUAGAUAGACGGGAAUCACUCGGCAGUCAGUCUGCUCAGCACCUAUCUCCUCCCGCUAAAGUGUGAUUUUCUGGCACUGAGGGGAAAAAAAAAAGUUGCCAUGUAAAGUUCUGCAGGGAAGCGAUGGAACUGCAGCGGUCUGUUCCAUUUCUGUGAUAUUGAUGUACUGUUAGUGCGUGUCGAAGCUUGACCAAAAGUCAAGGAAGUAGUCCGUUGGGCACAGUUGUCAUUGGUAAGUGACUUGUAAGGAUCCUGUGGCUGGUCGAUAGGCACAGUGCGUUUAUGAAUGUAUGAUUUAGAGCCUGAUUUAUGCCACUGUACACUUAAACCCUGACAUAACGAAAAUGAAUAUGACGAAUAAAUCAAAUGUAGAUGGAAUGUGCUCCGUCGGACAUCAACAUGUAACCAGUUAAUGUAUAAUUGCGACAAUCAUUGAAUCCAGCAAAGAUACUUUCAUGUUGGACGGAGCCGUUAUGUAUGAGGUACAACCAUGGUCGCCGGGAGGAUUUUCUCGUGGAGGUUGCGACUAGUGUUGCAUCGCGUUUGGGAGAGAAAGAGAGCACUUUUGUAGCUUGGGUGAGGGCAAGUGCCCCUUCUGCAACCCCCCUGCUGAUGCCCAUGGUUACAACUAUAAAACUCAGGCAAAUUUAGAAAUGCGAGGAAGUAUAUGAGUUAUUUUUUAACUAUAUCUAUGCAUAUUUGUGCUGUUGUUUGUGGCAGUGUUGUGCUGCCAUGGUGCAUCGUACAUUUUUGAGGGUGCACAACAGGUGCACUGCUGACUGCAGAACAUUUUGGUGUAGUGACAACAAAGCCAAGCAGAUAUGCACUGUCAUGCUGUACGCGGUCACCGUGUAAGCAUAGUCACGACAAUGUUAUAGCUUCUACAGCUGACGUGAACAUUCUGUACUUAAGCACUAGUGUUCCUCUUGUGUGCGAACAUUAGUUUUAAGUGAACAGACUGUAAACUGCAAUGUGCUGUAACGUUGAGUGGCCUUUCUUCAGUACCACGAUCAUUAAAAUUAACAUUAAUCGUACAUGUUCGUGCGAGUUUAUACCAUUUAUUUGUGCCAGUCCCAUGACAAACAUUGUGGCCUCAUAGUAUACAAUAGCAAUGUUUUUAAUUCUCUUUUUGAAACUACUGUUGGUUUCUACUUUGUACUGUUACACCUUGUGUGACGAUGAAAUUGUGUUCGUUGUUAACUUUUAAAGUGAUUGGAGAGACUUGUAGCAUUGUGGUGCCACUGUGUCUGCUACUACUGUGGGUGUUACGGUAAUAAAUGUCACUGGAUAAUGGAUGUCAGCCACACCUACCGCCCGUUCCA
Molecule: messenger RNA, 2614 nt
Organism: Rhipicephalus microplus (southern cattle tick)
Lineage: Eukaryota; Metazoa; Arthropoda; Arachnida; Ixodida; Ixodidae
Product: zinc transporter 6
Biological process (GO): zinc ion transport; transmembrane transport
Cellular component (GO): membrane; Golgi apparatus
Molecular function (GO): monoatomic cation transmembrane transporter activity
Source: RefSeq, a predicted model, not a curated record